Molecule: messenger RNA, 1983 nt
Organism: Gasterosteus aculeatus aculeatus (three-spined stickleback)
Lineage: Eukaryota; Metazoa; Chordata; Actinopteri; Perciformes; Gasterosteidae
Gene: c8a
Product: complement component 8, alpha polypeptide
Biological process (GO): complement activation
Cellular component (GO): membrane attack complex
Molecular function (GO): protein binding
Source: RefSeq, a predicted model, not a curated record
UCAUUCACAGUCGUUGGUCAGAACUGCAGUGGUAGAAAUCUCGACACGGGUGUUUUGUGAUGUGGUGUUUUGCUCCUAAGGACUAGCAACUCAUUUUCAGAAUGGGGACAUUUAUUAAGUUACUUCUGGCUGUAUGCACACUGCUUCUGACGGCAAACUUUAUUCCCAUUGUGAAUACGUACAGGAGCCCAUGGACACCUUCUGAUUACAGUAUGGCUGGGUCGAGGAGGGCCAGAGCUGUAAACAGACCAGCACCCAUCAACUGUCAACUGCAGGCCUGGUCAUCUUGGACGUCCUGUGACUCCUGCACAGACCAGAAGGGCCGUUUCCGGCGCAUGGAGAAGCCCUCCCAGUUCGGUGGCACAGAGUGCGUUGAGUCCCUGUGGGAAAAGCUGGCAUGUCCGUCAGCAGCAACGGAGUGUCUGGUGACGGAUUACUGUGGAGAGAGAUUUACCUGCAAAGAAACAGGUCGCUGCAUCAGCCAGUCCCUUCGCUGCAACGGAGAAUCAGACUGCAACGACUUUUCCGACGAAGACGGCUGUGAAGUCGUCAACCGGAGGGGUGACAAGUGUUCGACCUUACUGCCGAUCCCCAGUGCUGAACGCGGCACUCAGGGCUACAACGUCUUGACUGGAGACUUUGUGGAUCGAGUGCUCGACUCGAAUUACUUUGGAGGAAAGUGUGAAUACGUCUAUAAUGGUGAAUGGAGAAAAUUCAUUUAUGAAGCAGUCUGUGAAAACCUGCGCUACAACGAAGACGAAAAGAACUACAGGAAACCUCACAACUACCACACAUACCAAUUUGUGGCUGAAGCUACGUCAGAGGGCUCACAGGACUACUUCACCGAUGCUGUGAGCCUGCUGAAUGCCAGGAAAACGAUGAGUUCUGCCAACGGCGGUGUCACCCUUGGGAUCUAUAAAGUGGAAGUGGGACUGAGUGGAAGUUCUGAAUCAGAGUUCUUCAACAACGUAACGCAAUAUAAUAGCCAGGAACUAGGCUUCGUUAGGCUUUUUUCCAAAGUGCAAACAGCCCACUUCAAAAUGAGAAGUAAUAAGCUGAUGCUUGAUGAAGAGUUCUACGUUUCACUGAUGGAGCUGCCCGAGCAGUACCAUUUCGGGACGUACUCCCGCUUCUUCAACACAUUUGGCACCCACUACGUCACGGAGGGAACAAUGGGAGGAACCCUCGAAUAUGUUGUGGUUCUCAACAAAACGGCCAUGGCAGAGUCAAAUACGGAGGCUGAACAAGCUGGUGUUUGCUUAGGCGCCUCUAUCGGUCUGUCCCAGAACCUCUCCACCAAUGUAAAUGUAGACCUCAAAGUGAAAGGAAACGUUUGCAGAAAGGAAAGAAGUACUCAUCGAACCAACGACUCCGAUUCAGCCGAGAUCGUGGACAUUGUCAGUCUGGUGAAAGGGGGAGUCACGCACAGCAGCGCGGGCCUGUUGGCCAUCAGGAACCCCGACACCUACAGGAGCUGGGGAGCGUCCCUCAGAUACAACCCAACGCUCAUCGAAUAUGAGACCAUGCCAAUUUAUGAGCUUGUGCGCCUCAGUACAGCCGCCGACCAUGUAGGUGCAAGACUGGCCAACUUGGAGAGGGGCUGGGACGAGUAUCAGCGGCAGUUUGACUCCUGUCGCUGCGCCCCCUGCAGGCACAACGGCAUCCCUGUCCUAACCGGGACGUCCUGCCGAUGCGUCUGCAAGCCGGGCUUCCAGGGAAAGGCCUGCGAAGAGACUCUCAGGAAAGACGCCCCGACAGAUGGGUCGUGGUCAUGCUGGGGGGCCUGGUCCUCCUGCUCAUCAGGGAAGAAGACCCGGACCAGAACCUGUGAUAAUCCUGCUCCUGACGGCGGUGGAACAACCUGCCUGGGCUCCUCCUCUCAGGCUCAACGCUGUUAAAAGUCACGCUGGUUCCAGUGUGAAGCCGUUGAGGGCUGCGUGGACAUAAUACAAGCGUUUUCUAAUGAAUAAAAAUGCUCCACUA